AAGGCGGCGGGCGGGCGGCGGCGGGCGGCCUGGCGGGCGAUGUGGCGGCGGCGGCGGCGGGGCGGCGGCGGGGGGCGCGGGUGGCCGGCGGCCGUCCUGCUGCUGGCGUUGUCCUUGCCGGCGGCGCGGCCCCGCGGGCUGUACUCGGCCACUGAUCCGGUGGAGCUGCUGGGGAGCGGGGCGGAGGGGCGGCUGCUGGGCUCCCCCAGCGCCUGGGCGGUUGAGUUCUUCGCCUCCUGGUGCGGGCACUGCGUCCACUUCGCGCCCACAUGGCGGGCCCUGGCCCAGGAUAUCCGCGAGUGGAGGCCUGCAGUGAUGCUGGCGGCCAUCGACUGUGCCGACGAGGCCAACCAGCAAGUGUGCAUCGAUUUUGGGAUAACUGGCUUCCCCACACUGAAGUUCUUCAGAGCUUUCAGCAAGAAGGCAGAGGAUGGGAUAAGGAUUACCAAUCCUAGUGCCACCAUUGAGGACCUGCGCCAUGCCAUCAUCACCAACCUUGAGCAGAGCCAGGAUGCCUGGCCGCCCGCCUGUCCUCCGCUAGAGCCAGCGAGUGCGGAGGAGGUUCGUAGCUUCUUCCAGAGGAACAAGGACCAGUACCUGGUGCUGAUCUUCGAGAAGAGUGACUCCUUUGUGGGCAGAGAGGUGGCACUGGACAUGCUGCAGUAUGAGAAUGUGGCAGUGAGGAGGGUGCUGAGCAGCGAGGAAGAGCUCGUGAAGAAGUUUGGUGUCACCACCUUCCCCUCUGGCUACCUGCUCCUCCGCAAUGGCUCUUUCUCCCGCCUGCCUGUGCACAUGGAGGCACGCUCCUUCUACACCUACUACCUGCGCAUGCUCUCGGGUGUCACCCGUGGCUCCUACAAGCUGAACACAACCGUUAGCACUUCCAAUGAGACCAACACGUCCCAACCGAAGCCUGCUGACCGCUCCAAGGUGUACACAGCCGACCUGGAGUCCACGCUGCACUACUCGCUGCGGGUGGAGGCUGCUCGCCCUGCUGUGCUGUCGGGAGCCCAGCUGGCCGCCUUCAAGUGCUACGUGGCUGUACUGGUGAAGUACUUCCCCGGGCGCCCCUGUGUGCAGACCUACCUGCAGUCCCUGGACAGCUGGCUGAGGAACUGGACAGAGCCUGAGCUGCCCCGCAGUGUCUUGAAGGAGGCUGUGAAGAAUAACAGAGAUGCCUCCCACCCUGCUGUGCUCCCCACCAAUGUGACCUGGGUGGGCUGCCAGGGCAGCGAACCCCACUUCCGUGGCUACCCCUGCGGGCUCUGGACUGUCUUCCACCUGCUGACCGUCCAGGCUGUCCAGAGUGGCCCCGACAAAGAGCUGCCACUGGAGGUGCUGAACACCAUGCGCUGCUACGUCCGGCACUUCUUCGGCUGCCAGGAGUGCGCCCAACACUUUGAGGCCAUGGCGGCUGAGUCCAUGGACCAGGUGGCAGGCCGGGAGGAGGCUGUCCUCUGGCUCUGGUCCCACCACAACGAAGUCAACGCUCGCCUGGCGGGAGGUGACACGGAGGACCCCAAGUUCCCCAAGCUGCAGUGGCCUCCACCGGACAUGUGCCCCCAGUGCCACAAGGAGGAGCAGGGGGUGCACGCUUGGGAUGAGCCGGCUGUGCUCACCUUCCUCAAGGCGCACUUCUCCCCGGACAACAUCUACACGGACUAUGCUGAGGCCGACCCCAUCCCUGUGGCUGGGGAGGGGAUGGGCAUCAGGCUGGGCACUGAGGGCCCACGAGACAAGAGGGAGAAGGAGGAGGAAGAGGAGGAAAAGGAGAUGGAGAGCGAGACGAAAGCUCCAGGGCGACCAGGCUCCCCUGAGCUGCGGCGCCCCAGCAUUGUGCGGCUGAACCCCAAGCUGCGGGAGGUGGGUGAGGACAUCGUGGACCUGGACUCCUUCAGCGAGCAGCACUUCAAGAGCCAGGCACUGCGAGCGGCGGCCAGCCGGCGCCGGCGGCUCAGCAAGCGGGACACCAUUGCCCUGCCCCGGGAUGUGGUGGGCCGGGAGCACCAGCGGGUUCCCGGUGUCCUAGUCCGGGAGGAGGAGGCUGGGGAGGGCAUGCGGAAGAGCCCCUGGCUGCGGGUGCUCGGCUUGGGCUUCUCCCGCCUGGACAUCAGCCUCUGUGUUGCCCUUUACUUCCUCUCUUCCAUGUGCCUCCUGGGCAUGUACACCUUCUUCCGCCUCCGCACCCGUGCCCGGAAAGGCCGUCCUGGCUUCCCUGUGGCCUGAGAGCGGUUGCAGGGGGGUCAGGGGUUUCCCCCAGGGUGGGUGGGCUGCUGAGCUGGGGCACCCCCGGGACAGCAUUUUGUCCCCCAGCAGGAAGGAGUUUGGUGCCUCACCCCCAGGAGCCCUCACAGCAGUCGCCUCACCUGGGGUGAGGGGUGGAAGGCUCUUUUUGGGGAGAAGGUGGUGUCAGAGCAUCCCCCUCUCAGGUUGCUGUGCCACGUUUUCGGGUGCGUGGGAGCUGGGCCGACAACAGCAGUUCGUGUCUCGGCACCCAGCUGCCCUCAGGAGCUCCCUGGCACUGGGCGGGUUUCAAACUGGGAAGCCCAGUCCCAUGCUGGGGCGCAGCCCUUCGGGGUCAAACCACUAGUGGGGCCAGGAAGGUGGGGGUUUAGCCCCCAAAAAAAGUGGACGCUACUGGGCAGGGGGUGGCAGUCGUGUUCAGCUGCAUUUUGUGUGUGUCCCCCUUUGAGAUGUGGAGUGGGUCCCCCUGCCUUUCCUUGCCCCUCCCCGCACUGUUGCUCACUCUCUGCUUGUCUUAGUGGAAUAAAUUAUUUUUGCCGACGCCA
This is a messenger RNA of Phalacrocorax carbo (great cormorant), 2789 nucleotides long. Lineage: Eukaryota; Metazoa; Chordata; Aves; Suliformes; Phalacrocoracidae. The record is from RefSeq and is a predicted model, not a curated record.